Molecule: messenger RNA, 894 nt
Organism: Helianthus annuus (common sunflower)
Lineage: Eukaryota; Viridiplantae; Streptophyta; Magnoliopsida; Asterales; Asteraceae
Product: protein FAR1-RELATED SEQUENCE 5-like
Exons: 2
Coding region: 1-894 (297 amino acids)
Biological process (GO): regulation of DNA-templated transcription
Source: RefSeq, a predicted model, not a curated record
AUGGCCGACCCAGAAAUCGACAAUCUCAUUUCUGACCAAAACAUUGGCGAUAAUGUAUUCGUUACAACAAUGGAUCAUCCAGAGUCGGUUGCUAGCAACGUUUACGAAACGCCAAAUGGGACUAGGUACUGGACACCGGUUGUCCCCCCUGGUUUCAAACCGUGUUUGAAAGCUAGAUUUACUACGAUUGCACAAGCAAUUGCAAUGUACGAGGAGUACGCACAACUUGCAGGAUUUGGAACCCGUUUGGGUACUUCACAAAAAGUAAAAAUAGGCGACGAGUUGAUUACGACUCGGCGAUACGUUUUAUGCUCUAGGGCGCCAGUGAACAAACAUAAACAUAAAGAAUCUAACCCUGAUGAUAUUGACAUAACUUCACCAUCUCGUCGUUCCAAUGUCAAAGUUACAAAUUGUAAGGCAUGUGUGAAGUUUCGUCGUAUAAAAAAGUCAACUGAGUAUGAAAUCUAUUAUUUUGUUGAACAACACAACCAUGGGUUUACAUCUCCCGAGAAUCUCGACUUAUUAAAGCGAAGAAAGCUCGAUUUUUCUACACAAGAGUUCAUAGCAAAGUGCCGCAAUGCUAAUCUUGGCCCCACCAAAUCCCACAAGGUACAUGUUGCAAUAAAAGGUGGCCACCAUAAUGUUCACGGUACCGUUGUGGACUACAAAAAUUGUGGCCGUGACAUUCGAGACUUUAUUGGUGAUAGAGACGCGCAAAUGAUAAUUGAUAAAUUUAAAGCUCGCACCGAAAAUAAAGUUAAUUACACUUUUGAUACCCAUAUUGAUGAUAUGGAACUUCAGUUAAUUUUUUGGUGCGAUGGCGUUUCUAAACUAAACUACCAAGCGUUCGGUGAUGUUUUGGCGUUCGACGCAACGUAUCAUACAAAUAUGUGA